GCCGCCGGCCUCUGGCUCCUGGCCUCUUCCCUUGUGCCAUGGCCCCGAAACGGCAAUCUGCGCUCCUGCCUCAGUCCAAGAAACCCAAAUCGGCUCCUGCCCCGAAGCUGGAGGACAAGUCGGCCUCUCCCGGCCUGCCGAAAGGAGAAAAAGAACAGCAAGAAGCAAUUGAACACAUUGACGAAGUACAAAAUGAAAUAGACAGACUUAAUGAACAAGCCAGUGAGGAAAUUUUGAAAGUAGAACAAAAAUAUAACAAACUCCGCCAACCAUUUUUUCAGAAGAGGUCAGAAUUGAUCGCCAAAAUCCCAAAUUUUUGGGUAACAACAUUUGUCAACCAUCCACAAGUGUCUGCACUGCUUGGGGAGGAAGAUGAAGAGGCUCUGCAUUACUUGACCAGAGUUGAAGUGACAGAAUUUGAAGACAUUAAAUCAGGUUACAGAAUAGAUUUUUAUUUUGAUGAAAAUCCUUACUUUGAAAAUAAAGUUCUCUCCAAAGAGUUUCAUCUGAAUGAGAGUGGCGACCCAUCUUCAAAGUCCACUGAAAUCAAAUGGAAGUCUGGAAAGGAUUUGACAAAACACUCAAGUCAAACACAGAAUAAGGCCAGCAGGAAGAGGCAGCAUGAAGAGCCGGAGAGCUUCUUCACCUGGUUCACUGACCAUUCUGAUGCAGGUGCAGAUGAGUUAGGAGAGGUCAUCAAAGACGAUAUUUGGCCAAACCCCCUGCAGUACUAUUUGGUUCCUGAUAUGGAUGAUGAAGAAGGAGAGGCAGAAGAUGAUGAUGAUGAUGAUGAAGAAGAGGAAGGCUUGGAAGAUAUUGAUGAGGAAGGGGAUGAAGAUGAAGGUGAAGAAGAUGAAGAUGAUGAUGAAGGGGAGGAAGGAGAGGAGGAUGAAGGCGAGGAUGACUAGCACAGAAGACUGAUGGAUUCCAACCCUCUUUUUUAUUUUCUGUUUAUUUUUUAAUUUUCUCCAGUCCCUGGGAGCAAGUUGCAGUCAUUUCCCU
Messenger RNA from Peromyscus eremicus (cactus mouse), 1002 nucleotides. RefSeq names its product protein SET-like. NCBI's taxonomy places the organism in Eukaryota, Metazoa, Chordata, Mammalia, Rodentia, Cricetidae. The record is from RefSeq and is a predicted model, not a curated record. The transcript has a single exon. Gene Ontology annotation, molecular function: chromatin binding; histone binding. Bases 39 to 908 code for a protein of 289 amino acids. Gene Ontology annotation, cellular component: chromatin; nucleus. Gene Ontology annotation, biological process: nucleosome assembly.